UUGGCGCCCGCGCCUCCCGGCAGCCCCUGCGACAGGCGUGGUGCGUCGGAGCUGGUCGGCGGCGGCCGUUCUCCGCAAGAUGGCGGAUCGGCGGCGGCAGCGCGCUUCCCAGGACACGGAGGACGAGGAGUCUGGAGCUUCGGGCUCGGACAGCGGCGGCUCCUUGGCGCGGGGAGGCGGGAGCUGCAGCGGGAGCGGCGGCGGCGGCAGCGGCUCCCUGCCCUCGCAGCGCGGCGGCCGCUCCGGAGCCCUUCAUUUGCGGCGGAUGGAGAGCGGGGGGGCCAAGAGCGCCGAGGAGUCGGAGUGUGAGAGCGAAGAUGGCAUGGAAGGCGAUGCCGUUCUCUCGGAUUAUGAAAGUGCAGAAGAUUCAGAAGGUGAAGAAGGGGAAUACAGUGAAGAGGAGAGCUCCAAGGUGGAGUUGAAAUCAGAAGCUGAUGAUGCUGCCAACUCACCAGCUAAAGAAGAGAAGGGAGAGGAAAAGGCUGACAGCAAGGGCACCGUGACCGGAGAGCGGCAGAGCGGCGACGGACAGGAGAGCACGGAGCCUGUGGAGAACAAAGUGGGGAAGAAGGGCCCCAAGCACCUGGACGACGAUGAGGACCGGAAGAACCCCGCGUACAUCCCCCGGAAGGGGCUCUUCUUCGAACACGACCUCCGCGGGCAAACUCAGGAGGAGGAAAUCAGGCCCAAGGGGCGUCAGCGAAAGCUGUGGAAAGAUGAGGGUCGCUGGGAGCAUGACAAGUUCCGGGAAGAUGAGCAGGCCCCCAAGUCCCGGCAGGAGCUCAUCGCUCUGUAUGGCUAUGACAUCCGCUCAGCUCACAGUCCUGACGACAUCAAACCCCGAAGAAUCCGGAAACCCCGGUACGGGAAUUCUCCACAGAGAGAUCCAAACUGGGUUGGUGAGCGAUCAGUCAAGUCCCAUCGUCACCAGGGUCCCGGGGGCACCCUACCACCAAGGACAUUUAUUAACAGGAACGCGGCAGGCACUGGCCGUAUGUCUACACCCAGGAAUUACCCCCGAUCUGGAGGCUUCAAGGAAGGCCGAGCUGGGUUUCGGCCUGUGGAGGCUGGAGGGCCACAUGGCGGCCGUUCUGCUGAGACUGUGCGGCAUGAGCCUGGCUACCGCUCUCGGCGCCUAGAGCAGGCGCCUGCACGGGCCCCGUCGCCAGAAGCAGACGCUGCGGUGCUUGGCAGUCCCGAGAAGGAAGAGGCGGCUUCGGAGACACCAGCUGCUGCCCCUGAUGCUGCCCCACCAGCCCCUGACCGGCCUGUUGAGAAGAAAUCCUAUUCCCGUGCCCGAAGAACCCGAACCAAGGCUGGAGAUGCGGUCAAGGCUGUGGAGGAGAUGCCCCCGCUGCCUGAAGGCCUGACGUCGGCCCCUCCAGUCCCGGAAGCUGCCGCUCCUCCGUCGGGGAAGGCUGGAAGCUGGGAGUCUCCUGUGGACUCGGCCACAGGCGGACUGGAGCAGGAUGUGGCACAGCUGAAUCUUGGGGAUCAGAGCUGGAGUCCAGGACAGCCCCCCUUCCUGCAGCCCCGGGAGCUUCGGGGUGUGCCCAACCACAUCCACAUGGGGGCAGGACCUCCACCUCAGUUUAACCGCAUGGAAGAAAUGGGCGUCCAGGGUGGUCGAGCCAAACGCUACUCAUCCCAGCGGCAGAGACCUGUGCCCGAGCCUCCUGCCCCUCCGGUGCACAUCAGUAUCGUGGAGGGACAUUACUACGACCCGCUGCAGUUCCAGGGACCAAUCUAUACCCAUGGCGACAGCCCUGCCCCGCUGCCUCCACAGGGCAUGCUUGUACAGCCGGAAAUGCACCUUCCACACCCAGGUUUACAUCCCCACCAGACACCGGCACCUCUGCCCAACCCAGGCCUCUAUCCCCCACCAGUGUCCAUGUCUCCAGGACAGCCUCCUCCCCAGCAGCUGCUUGCUCCAACUUACUUUUCCGCUCCCGGCGUGAUGAACUUCGGUAACCCCAGCUAUCCUUACGCUCCAGGAGCCCUGCCUCCCCCACCGCCGCCUCAUCUGUACCCUAACACACAGGCCCCGUCACAGGUGUACGGCGGAGUGACCUACUAUAACCCCGCCCAGCAGCAGGUGCAGCCGAAGCCCUCCCCACCCCGGAGGACGCCGCAGCCAGUCUCCAUCAAGCCCCCUCCGCCGGAGGUGGUGAGCAGGGGCUCCAGUUAAUGUGACGUUCUGAAUAUUUCUGGCCCAACAUCUUAAAAACAGGCGUGAUCUCAGGAGAGGAGAGCUCCAGCGGCUGUUACCACCCCACGGAAGCGCUGGCGAGGCGCGGCCGGGCCCGCCGCGGGCAGCGGAGGAGCUUCCUCCAGACAGGCUCAGCAAGGGAGCCAAACGCGCGGUCCACCCAGCUGCGUGUCCCCCGGAGCCUGCCUUGCUGCGCUUCACCUUCUCCCAGGACAUUCGAGGGUCUCUGGCUCACAGGGAUGUCCCUUCCUGGGGUGGUUUCGUUUUCUAAAAUGUUCAUGUUUUAAAAGCCUGGCUUGCUGUUCUUAAGUUAAAGUCUGUCUCCAUGAAAUGAGUGUGUUUUUCUGGCUUGCUAACCCUCGGGUCCCCUUGGCCUCUCCCUGGACCGCCGCUGGCUGAGAGGGUGUCCACACAGUGUGAGGGGUGCACUGCACUGUCUGCGGCCCUGCACGCUCUCUACUCGGAUCCUCCUGGCUCCUCUACCCCGAGGAGAAAGACCUGUCCGCAGUGUCCCCCUGCAGAGGAGGGGUCGUCAGUGCCUGGCUGUGGGGACCUCGGCCUCUUCGAGUGUAGAGCUGCUGGGGCGGGGGGCAGCAGCGAGCGGGGGGCAGCAGCGAGCGGGGUAAGUGGGGCUGGGGGCCUGCUUCUCCCCUCCCCCGCACCCACCCCCAGUCGCUGUGGACCAGUGCAUCUCUAGCAGCAAGGGCUGUCUGGCAAGCACUGCCUUGUUGGGGCAGCUGCUCCUCUCCGGGCCGUUCCUGCUGUGAGUGUCUGCGAUGACCCCACCUCCCUUCCCCUCAGUCUCUCGUCCUUGUGGGCAGAAGGCACUGUGCCUGGGCUUCCGGCCCGCGGCAGCCAGUCGUCCAGUGAGCGGGGCUCUCCCUGCUCUCCUCCCUGUCGCAGCCCUAAACGGCCCCCUGCUUCCUCUGCAGAAGAGUUCCCUGUCACUGCAGAGCCCACGUCUAUCCGGAGGCCUGGCCCUGCCUGUCCUUCAGAACCUGAGGGAGAGGGCAGCUGUAAUGUCACCAUUGCAGCUCCCUCCACUGGCAGCUGGCCUGACUGCUCUGAGUCGCUGUGCAGGGGAGAGGGGGAGACCUGGGCUGUGACCCCAGGAGGAAGGCAUGAGGGCUUCCCGGGGUGGCUGGUGCUCGUGCCUUUGUCAGCUUCCCUUUGCCUUAAACCUGAAGACGUCUCUGCAAGCCUGUGGGCGCUGCCCCGACUCCCAGACCUGAAGACACUGUGACAGUUGUCUCUGUCGUCCACUGUGUUUAGUUGCAAAGUGUGUUGUUUUUUAUUACUAAAGAGUGAACCUUUGUGAUCAGCAUUGUGACCUGAACAUAAUAAAAUUUAGACUAUAAACAG
Messenger RNA from Chinchilla lanigera (long-tailed chinchilla), 3571 nucleotides. RefSeq names its product cancer susceptibility candidate 3 (gene Casc3). Gene Ontology annotation, biological process: mRNA processing. Gene Ontology annotation, molecular function: mRNA binding. The record is from RefSeq and is a predicted model, not a curated record. NCBI's taxonomy places the organism in Eukaryota, Metazoa, Chordata, Mammalia, Rodentia, Chinchillidae. Gene Ontology annotation, cellular component: exon-exon junction complex. The coding region runs from base 80 to 2188 and encodes 702 amino acids. The transcript has 14 exons.